AUGAAGAUCAAGAAAUCACCACCGAAGAAAUUGGCGGCACCCACCCCGCAAAUCAAAAAUCUUAUACAAAAACUCAAUGAGUGUCGCGAAAAUGAGAUACCAGAUAUAGUGGAUUCUGUUCGUGAAUGGAGUUAUCCACGUGGAGAUCUGUUCCACUGGAUCGGUGUUUUGAAUCGCUUCGAUACAAUCCUUGAAAACAUUUGUCAAGUGUACAAGCUUAAAAAGCUACAAACAUCAAAUUUUUCAGAAGAAACGCGCACAGUACUAGUGGCGAUAUUGAAAUUUUCGCGGGUACUGUUGGAGAAUUGCACAAACAGAAAUUUGUACAGCUCAUAUGAGCAUCUAAACGAUCUGUUAUACACGAGUGAUUUAGGAGUACUGGAGGUGUUGUUACGCUUGAUUCUCAGACCUGCACAGCGACUUAGCAAUCAGCGAGCGCUUCGCACAAAUUUUACAAUUUCACAAGAACGCAUAAUAACUCUAGCUCAUAGUUGGGGAACAAAAGAGUAUAAUAUUGAAAUGGUGCAUCUUGCAUCUGAUGAGGUGACAAUUCCGGAAGAAUUGACCACCUUGAAUUAUCAAUUUUAUCGUCAUCUAACUCCGUUGGAAGCUGCAGAAACGACUGUCGAAAGGAAAAACGAUGUCGUUACGACCGUUCCCCAUGCACAGUCACAUAAAAAUCAGCGGAAAGAUAGUGCUUCGAGUUCUGGUGGAACCAAAGCUGGAGAGGGUGUUACAGUAAUUUCCAUUAAUGACGUUCGUCAAUUGGGGAAUACAGACAUGGACAUUUUGAAUGCUGUUGUUAAGGAGUAUGAAAUUCCGGAAGAGUUCCAUUUUGCUCUUCUGAACAGAAUUCGAACUGUAACCAGUAUCACCUCGACGGAGUCUAGACGAAGAUUCUUAAUAAUAAGGAUUCUCGCCAUUGCUAUCAUGGAAAUAUAUCCCCAAGAAUAUUAUGAUGCCCUAUUUGCCUUAAUAUCUUAUAUUAUCACCACACAAACUGGCGGGACCAUGGUAAUAUCAGCAGGAAUAGUUCAGACACUCCUGCAGUUAAUAAAUAACAAGAUUUCACAUCAGUUAAAAAAUAUUACAAAGGCUAUUGGACUUUUGGAUAGCCUUGUCUAUGGAUUUAAUACAUCUUUUACCUCGUUUUGCAAUGCAAAUGGUGUUCGCAUACUAGUGAACAGGAUUAAGGAUGAAGUCGAUUUGGGGGUACGGCAUGCAAAAGAUGUCCAUGGUGAUCAGAUGGAGGAUGUCACCAUUGCGAGUUCUGCUGCUGUUUCUGAACAAUCAUCCUCAAAAGUCGAAGUUGCCACUUCCACUACAGAAAAUGAGGUAUCACUUCCAUACGAGCGGUCAUCUUUGUUAAAGUCGAUGUUAAAGUUUGUUUUACACAUGAUGCAAGCCUCCGGUACAGCAGAUGGUUUGCGAAAUCUUAUAGACACCUCUCUACCGGAUUCUUUGAAAAAAAUUUUUGAAUUACCAAACACUUUUGGCAGCAGUAUAUUUGCUCUUGCAAUCAACGUUGUCGCGACAUUUAUUCAUAAUGAACCCACCUCGCUUCCAAUAAUGCAAGAGGCGCAACUUCCGCAGACCUUCUUAAAUUCAAUUUGCAAGGAAAUUCCUGCAUCAGUAGAUGUUAUCCAAUCAAUUCCAAAUGCAUUCGGUGCCAUUUGUUUGAAUACCCAAGGAAUGGAUAUCUUCAAAGAGAAGAAUCCGAUUGAUAAAUUUUUCUCGAUUUUUACUUCGACCGAACAUUUACGUGCUCUUCAAGAUGGAGAUGUUGCUUCCGUUUUAGGAACUUCAAUUGACGAAUUAAUGAGGCAUCACCCAGUAUUGAAACAAAAUAUUAUGGCUGCAAUAAUGUCGGUCUUACAGCGCAUUCUUGAUCUUGGAAAUAAUGAAAUGGCUAUUAAAGAUGACUUAAGUGUCUUGCACGUCGCUGCGGACGGAGACCAAUCAAUAAAUUCCGAAAUGCACGUGGAGUCAGUGUCGAUGGAUGGCAACAUAGUUGACACAGAUUCGCAAAAAUCAGAAGAUAAAAAAGAGAACACUGUGGUAGCGUUUAUCGAGAUCGCAGCAAGGUUUUUAGAAGGCUUAUUCCAAACUCAAAAUCAUUGCAAAGAUUUUCUACAAAAGAAUGGACUUAAUAUGAUCCUUGAAUUUUAUGCGCUACCAACUGUACCCUACGAUUUCGCAAGUUCUCAAGCUUCAUAUUCUCUAUCAAAUUUGUUACGAAUUGUUUCUGACGUUGAUCCGAAAAGAAAUGUUACGUCAAUAAUUGCUGCUCUUAAUAAGACACUUCAAAGGGCAACAAACUUCUUAACUUAUGAAGGAAAAGGAGGUCUUCUUGUAGAAUAUAUAGACUUAAAAGCUGUCGACGCCGCAAAGGUCGAGGAAGCCAACGCUACAUUCAGAGUUUUAAUUGCACUUCAUGGAUAUGUCGGGUUGCUUUCUGACGUAUAUUGCACGCCAGUUUUUUCCCACAGUAAAAGUGCAUCUUCCGUCAUUGAAGCUUUUGUAGGAGCCGACAGUGAAAUUCUGCCAGCUCUCGCUUGCGUGUGGGAGAACGUCAUUCUAAAGUCGUCUGUGCCAAAGUCAUGGUAUAACACUCAAAAUAAAGUCAAAAGACAUUCACUUGUUCCGGAGGCAUCUUCAAGUGCUGCACCAUUGUUUGAUGAGGUCGAAAAGGAUAUCACGGAUGCAAAUGAACCACCGGUUGAUCACAAUGACCGUCAAGUGAAAAAUGCUAAAUACUUCAAGUUUUUGGUUUCUCAAAUCCCUUCAUGUUUGACAACCUUGUUUCAAGGUCUAGCAAAAAUGUUAUUCUCUCGAAAAACUCCACCCGAUCCUUCGCUGAGAAAGCAAGCAUUCAAGAUUUCGGAUGCAAUCGCAGAUGUUCUGAGUGAUCAUCUGAAUCUCGAUGACGACUCUUAUUCGUCAAAUAAGUACAGUUAUCUUACUGUGAUGCUUGGGCUUCUACCUAUACUUUUCUUGGAUGAACGAAAUCAAGCUUCCCUCCAAACAAUGUUAGUUGUUUCGUUUGAUCACGUCGGAGGUUUAGAACAUGUAUUCAUUAUUCUUCGGCAACUAUGGGAAGAGGCUGAAGGAAUCAAAGCCCUAGAUGAAUUUUCAACUAUAGAGGCAGAUGAUAAAUCAAAGGAAAAACUUUCCAAGAUUCAUGGGUGCAUUGAUGUCACCUUGAAUUUCUUCCAAUUCGUCGGAUCUUCAAAAUUACUCCACGAUUCAGCUCAGACAGCACCGUUAACGUCAAAAGAUAAAGACACACGCUUUGACCCAUUUGAAUUCCUUGUAAAUGUUCGCGCCAAAAUUCUUCCCGUAAUUUACGAAUCGUGGAAUAGCGCGUAUCUACUGAAGACACCACCAAAUAUUGUUCGCUCCGUCAUUCAAAAUCUGGUUCAAAUUUUAAAGGCAGAAGGCGAGGUUAACAAUCGCUCGGAGGGAUCUAGUUCAGCCGGCAGUGGUCUGGCCUCAAUAGCUUCAUCGGUUUUCGGUACCACUCGACCUCUUGUCCCGGACGAAAACAGAGUGCGACAGUUACUCGACAUGGGAUUCUCGCGCUUAGCAUCCGAAACGGCACUCAUGCGUUGCGGUAAUAACGUUGAGAACGCUACGGAAUAUUUGUUGACGCAUCCACACGCACAUACUAUUGCGACAUCGAUGACUACGGAAGCUCCGCCUACUGAAGUCGGUCGCGAUUCGCCGAACAACUCAGAUACGAGAGACGUAAACGUGCCUGUAUCAAAUGCUGAUGUAACUAGUACUUCGGGGGGCGACGAAGAUGCUUCUGAUAAUGAAGAUGAAGCUCAAGCUCUUGCCAUGUCAGCGCAAGGCAACUCGGCAUCCUCCGAAAACGCUGGUACCGAGACAAGUGACAUUUCCGUGCCUAUGGAAACUGAUACCACUACAAAAAAAGUUGAUAAGGGUAAAGCGAAAGAAAUUUCUUUAACAGAAAAGCUUAGGAAUGAUCGAGAAGAACUUAAAAACACAUCGGCAGCUCGUGCACUUGAUCUCUUGGGUCAAGUAGAGGAUAUUAUUUUCGAAAUUAAGGAUUUGUUUGUUCUGUUGAGCAAAGACAACGCUGAAAAAAUCAUCGAAUUGAUAAGAAAAAACAUUGAAUCAGUCAGGGUUCAUACAGAUGAGCAGCAUAAAAAAUUUUUGGGUUCCCUUCUAAGGCUUUUAGCUCUAUUAUUAAACGAGACAAGUAUUCAAAGCAAAAUCCAUAAUCUGCUAUAUGAAAUAUUCUCGGAAAUGUCAAUAAUGAUUUCGGAACAAGUCGAUGUUGCUUCCGAUAAUGCCUUACCCAAAUGGCUCGCUCCGGCUUUACUGGUAAUUGAAGCGUUCAUCUCAUUGGCCGAUGAGCCCAAAUCGGUUGAAUUAAAUACGAAACCCGAGGAGCAAAAGGAAAUAGACGAUACUUUCAUGGAUCCCAACUCUCCGUCUGAUUCGCAAAGAAUGCAGCUUCUCGAAGAUUGUUUGACAUUCCUUAAACGGAAAGAUCUCGACAAGGACACGAUAAGCGCACUGCUCCGAAUCCUCGUGCGCCUUACCCGGCGUCAUUCUGACGCAAUUGAAUUUGUCAAGAGGGAUGGGCUGAAGUUACUAUUUAAUGAAUUUAAGCCACGCGCGCACGAAUUCCGUGGUCAACAAAUUUUUAUUGUCAUGAUAUUAAGGCACAUAAUUGAAGAUUCAUCCGUUUUGGAAACAAUAAUGGAGCGAGAAAUAAAAAAUUGGUUUAAUAAUAAUUCUCGUUCUCGUAAUGUUGAUAUUAACACAUACCUUCGCGGCACUGCUCAAUUUGCCCUGCGAAAUCCGGAAAUAUUUAUUCAAUCUACCAAGAAAAACUGUAAGUUUCUAAAAUAUGAGACAAGUGGGCGCAUUCAGCAAAUCACCUUGAUCAAACAAGAAGCUGGUAACAUCACAAACAAAGAAACCACGGCAAAUGAAGAAGAAAUGACUGACGCCGUACCAUCCACAUCUACUUCACUUGAAUCCCCUAAAAAACCAUCUUUUGACUCCGACACGGCUGAAAGUCUUAUUCAAUUUAUUGCAAAUGAGCUGAUGUCAAUCCGUGGUCAUAUUAACACUGUGUCAUCGGAUACUAAAUCAUCAGAGAGUAUUUUGACCGAAGAGAGCGCCGAAAAUGUCUCCAACCCUACUUCCACAACGGCCACCGCUGCUAAUGGCGGUAGCUCGCAAACAAUUUUUAAACCAGAAGAAAAUUUAGAUUACCUAUGUCGCUGUUUCUUGCUUCAAUGUUUAACCGAACUUCUUUCUUCAUACCCUUCAUGUAAAGUUGAAGUAAUGAAUAUCUCGCGUCGAAAAAAUAGUAUGGGAGUUGUUUCACAGCAAAAGCCACGGACACCGCUAUUGACUUAUCUCUUGAAUGAGCUGCUUCCUUACGGAUGCAUCACUCAAACGACCGAUGUUGAAAUGCGCAAACGUUUCGGGCAAUCCAAAUGGACGAUCUCAGUUUUGGUAGCAUUAUGCUCAAAUAUAGGCGGCGAGUCCGAUGAUAAAAAGCCUCAACCGGAGCUCGUUCAAGUUCGAAAAUUUGUUUUGGACAGUAUCAAUCGUUCAUUCAAGAGUGCCAUCUCCUCCUCCGACCCGAUAGAAGCUAAAUACGGAAGAAUCUUAGCAUUGUCAGAACUGUGUAACGCGCUCCUCACUGCACGCACCAGUCAGAAUAUUACAGCUAAUAAACCCGCCGAAGAUGGAACGUCCAGUAUUGCAAAGAUUAUGUUGGAUAAAAAUUUUGUGAAUACUCUGACCGAUGCUUUAUCCGAAGUUGAUCUAAAUUAUCCCUCGGCAAGAAUACUUAUCAAUGCCCUGUUAAAACCCUUCGAAUAUCUUACUAAAGUUGCCAUCAAAUUGGGACGAUCGUCGGAGAAUUUAACCAAAGAUGACAAGGAAAAACGUCGUGAUAGUGUUUCGUCAACUUCUACCCCAUCCGCCGAUGAGAUGAACCCCGAAGAAGCCCCGGAUUUCCAUCCCGUGUUGAAUAAUGAUGAUAAUGAGGAACAAGAUUCCGAGAACGAACGCGAAGUACGUCAACACUUGGAAAAUGAGGAUGACACGGAAGACGAACACAUUCGCGUUCGAGAUGGCGAUGACGAUCAAGAAAUGUGGGAUGUUCACGAUCAAGUUAUGAUAGAGGGUGGGGAUAUUGCGGAGGAAGUAAUUGGCGACGGUGAAGGGCAUCUUCAUCGACACCGCCGUCAUGAACGGUUCGGUGGUAAUGAUGAUGACGAUGUUGAAGAAAAUGACGUCGUGUUGGACAGUGGCGAUAUAAUCGAUGAUGGGUUCGAUAAUCGUUUCAACUUUCACUUGGGGUGGAAUCAACCUGGAGCAUUACUCAUGAAUGAAGAAGAAUUUGGUCUACCUCGAUCUGGUCGUGCCUUAUUUAGCUUUGGAAAUCGUCGCCAUCGACACAUUCCUGGACGAAGAAACAUCAUGGAAAUCCCUCACGAAAGUCUCGAUUAUGUUAUAAGCGGUGAUCCUGGCUACGCAUUUAAUUUCAGUACAAAUGAUGAUGUCGAUAUUCCCGGGCUAGGGCGAAGUCGACCUUUAACAAGCGCAAACGACGACGUUACCACUCAUCCUCUACUCAUCAACCGAACUCCUGUUGUUCCCUCGGUAGCCAACUCUGAACUUACUCGAGGGCGUAGUGUUCGAAAUGGACCUUUGGGAGAUUGGACUCAGUCAAUUGAGGAACUAAUUGGUGGUGGUGCAGUCCAAUUGUUAGAACAAAUACUUAGUAGAAGUCGCCUAGGACAUUCCACUUACCGACUCGAGUUGAACCCUACGUCGCCGGGAUUGGUGAGUAAUAUUGAAGUUGAAAGAGUCUUUCCAAGAUCCCUAUCAACUUCUCAGGACGCACAAAAUGUGACGCCACCUAGCGACCCCAUAAGUGCGAGAAGGCUAUUAAACUGGUGA
Acaulospora colombiana is the source of this 6957-nucleotide messenger RNA. NCBI's taxonomy places the organism in Eukaryota, Fungi, Glomeromycota, Glomeromycetes, Diversisporales, Acaulosporaceae. The record is from the annotation of a GenBank genome assembly.